AGAUCGCUUGUCCAAUCUCGCCCACCGUACCAGACGGCGUGCGGUGAAUCUGGGAGAACAUAAACAGAAAUGUAUAAAUGACCAGAAUUAAACGAGUAUUCUCCGUUUUCCUGCUCCUGAUGCGUUUUUCUGGGCACAGAUAUGAGGCUGCUGUGUGUGUCGGAUCGCUCUAAUGGCCAGAUUAAACAGGACGUUUGUGUUGACCCUCCUCAUCGCAGUCAGCUCUGUGUUUCUGCUCUUCCAGCUCUACAACUACAGACUGUCUGCUGCAAAGAAUGGCUUUAACGUCUUGAAUAAUAAAGGAUAUCUGUCUGGGAAAGAGGCACAUUGGCAUCUGCUGAAGAGGUUUCUGGGCCUGGUCCACAAGUUUAAGCUGCCGGUGUUUCUGGUGGACACGGUCUCUCUGGCUCUGCUGUCCCAGGAUGCCGUUCUGUACCGGGACAGUCAGCUGAAGGAUCCGCACUGCAGCUUCCUCUGCACACACAGAGACUUCACCAGCUUCGCCCUGCUAGGAAACCUCUGGAAAUAUGACGCGGCUCUGCUGGACGCAGCCUCUGAGCGCGGUCUGGAGCUGCUGGAGAUUCAUGGGAAAGACCCUCGGCUGAUCAGCACGGAUGAUCUGACGGCGAAAGAAAUCCCGCUGCACUUCCUGUUCCGCUUUAACGGCCGUGUGGUGCAUGUGGUCGUGCUGUACGAGCGCAGCGGGAAGUAUCUCUGGCACGGCCCGCUCAGACUCACCGCCAGUUUGGACAGGACUUUCGCACCCUUCGGGAAACUGGACUACGGUCAUCACGCUGGGGCUUAUGACAGGCCGGAGCUCAUCCUCACCACUCUUGAUGGACUUAAUGUGAGGAUUCCCAAAAACUUCUCCGGUUUCCUCCAUGAGUACUCCAGCAGUCACUUUCUGGAGUGUCGCAGCAGAGAAGCAAAGGCUUUCUUCCAGCUGUAUCCAGAAGACACCUCUCCGGAGGCCGUGGACUUCAGGAUGAGGGCUAAAAGUCUGCUUCAUCUCGCGUCCAGAGUCCUCUUCACGCUCAGAGUGCCUUUUUGGCUCAGCAGUGGAACUUGUCUGGGUUGGUACAGGCAAUGCAAUAUCAUUCCCUACAGUAAAGACGUUGAUGUGGGCAUUUGGAUUAAAGAUUACAGGCCUGACAUCAUCCCGGCGUUUCAGAAGGCUGGACUCCCUCUCAAACACAAGUUCGGGAAGGUAGAGGACAGUCUGGAGCUCUCCUUCCAAGGGAAUGAUGUGAAACUGGACAUCUUCUUCUUUUACGAUGACGGUGACGUGGUCUGGAAUGGAGGCACGCAGGCAAAGAGUGGCAGGAAGUUCAAGUAUGUGUUUCCACGCUUCAGCCUGUGCUGGACGGAGUUUCUGGAGCUGAAGGUUCAGGUUCCCUGUGAGACGGAGGAUUAUGUGAGGGCAAACUACGGACCCGACUGGAACAUUCCUGUCAAAACCUGGGACUGGAAAACCUCUCCGUUUAACGUCCAGGAGAACGGCGUCUGGCCCUUGAGGGAAUGGGAUGACGUCAUUCAAGUUUACUGAAGCAUCAUGGGAGUUGUAGUGUUUUAGUAGCGCACAUUAACAGGAUAGUUCACCCAAAAAUGAAUAUUUACUUCACUCUCAAAAGUCUUUAUAAACCUUUAUGAGUUUCUUUCUGGUGACACAGUGGCUCAGUGUGGAGUUUGCAUGUUCUCCCCGUAAUAGCGGGGGUUUCCUCCGGGUUUCCCCACACAUUCGCUAUAGGGGAAUUGAAUAAACUAAUUUGGCCAU
Messenger RNA from Danio rerio (zebrafish), 1774 nucleotides. It is a transcript of the gene fktn, whose product is annotated as fukutin. NCBI's taxonomy places the organism in Eukaryota, Metazoa, Chordata, Actinopteri, Cypriniformes, Danionidae. Gene Ontology annotation, cellular component: membrane. The record is from RefSeq and is marked provisional.